AUGCAACCAAAGAAUUAUCAGCAUAUCUUGGCUGCUGUGUUUGCUGUUAAUGAGAUCAACAAAAAUCCUAGGCUUCUAUCAAAUAUCACUCUGGGUUUCCGCCUAGUGGACAACUAUUACAUGGGAAUUCUGAAUUAUUUGUAUACAUUACAGCUGCUUACAACACGAAAAAGAGGAAGCUAUAAUUAUAGAUGUGACACACAAGAGCAGCUUUUGGCCAUUGUUGGGGGACUUGGCUCUGAAAAUUCCAUCCAAAUUUCAAAUAUUAUAGGCAUCUACAAGAUACCACAGAUCAGUUAUGGUUCUUUUGAACCUGUGCUGAGUGAUAAAAUCCAGUUCCCAUUCUUCUAUCGGAUGAUCCCUAGUGAAUCAUUACAAUUCCAAGGAAUAAUUCAGUUACUUCUUCAUUUCUCGUGGAAGUGGAUAGGCAUAAUGGCACCAGAUAAUAAUGGGGGAGAAAUGUUUUUGAGCUUCCUGGUCACAUUGCUCCCAAAACAUGAUAUUUGUGUGUCAUUCACUCAGGCUUUGGCAUCAAAAACUGCCUCUCCAACAGAAAUUAAAACUGAAUUAGAUAAAAUUGAGAAUGCAUACUCUCAAACCAGCGCCAAUGUGGUAGUUGUAAGUGGGGAUUCCCGGGACCUCCUCAUGUUCACAAUAUGGAUGGAUUGCAAUGUCUAUUACAGAAAAGAAGCUUUCAUAAGGAAAGUUUUGAUCAUGACUGCUCAGUGGGAUUUCACUGCUGUCAAUUCCAGGGGGCUCUGGUUUCUGAAACCUUUCCAUGGUGCUUUGUCUUUCACAAUUCACACCAACACUGUGCCAGGAUUCCAAGAUUUUCUUCACUCGCUGGAUUCUCUACACCCUAAAGGUGAUAUCUUCAUCAAGGAAUUUUGUAACUUUGCAUUUAGACAGGGCUCCUAUAAUGAAGAUCUGGACUUUGAGAAAGAUCAGAUAAGCUGCAGAGGAAAAGGAAAGAUGGAGUCCUUGCCAGCAGCUGUUUUUGAAAGGGUCAUGUCAGGCCAAAGCUACAGUACCUACAAUUCUGUACAUAUGGUAGCCCAAGCUUACCAUGAAAUGCAUUCUUAUAGUUCCAAGCACAGACAACUAGAAACACGUGAUGGGUCAAGGUUUCUGAAUAUUCAACAGUGGCAGCUUCAUCAUGUUUUAAAAACCAUUGGAUUUAACAAUAGUGCUGGGGAUGAAAUAUAUUUUAAUGAGGACCAAGAAUCUAUGGAUGGUUAUGACAUUGUGAAUUGCAUCGUCUUCCCAAAUGAGUCUUUUUCUCAGGUAAAAGUUGGAAGGGUGGAGCGACAGAGUCAGAAAAGCCAGGCUUUCACACUUAAAGAUGAUGCAGUCGUAUGGAAUAGCUGGUUCAAUCAGACAUCACCCCGUUCAUCCUGCACUGAGAAUUGUCAGUCUGGAUACAAUAAACAACUUCGAGAGGGUGAACCAAUUUGCUGCUAUGAUUGCCUUCCAUGCCCUGAAGGCAUGAUUUCUAACACAACAGAUGCAGAAUAUUGCAACCAAUGUCUAGAUAAUGAGCAUUCCAGCCAAGGACAAGAUCAAUGUAUUCCAAAAUCUAUAGACUUUCUGUCUUAUACUGAAACUUUGGGAACUCUGCUAGCUUCCUCUUCUCUCAUUAUGUCUUUCAUCACAGUUCUGAUACUGAUCAUUUUUAUUAAAUAUAGGGAUACUCCACUUGUCAAAGCCAACAACCGGGACCUCACCUAUGCCCUCCUUUUCUUGCUCCUGCUUUGUUUCCUCUGUGCCUUGCUCUUUAUUGGCAAGCCUAGGAGAGUGACCUGCCUUUUCCAACAAAUAAUAUUUGGCCUCAUCUUCUCCGCUGCCAUUUCCUCUGUAUUGGCCAAAACCAUCACAGUAGUUUUAGCUUUCAAAGCUAUACAACCAGGAACCAACAUGAGAACCUGGCUGAGGAAAAGAGUAGUUAACUCGAUUAUGCUUCUCUGCUGCCUUGGCCAGUUUGGACUCUGUGUUGUCUGGCUAGCAGUAAGUCCUCCCUUUCCAGAUGUGGACAUGACAUCCCAGAGCACAAAGAUCACAGCUCAGUGUAAUGAAGGAUCGGUUGCCAUGUUUUAUUGUGUCCUUAGCUAUAUGGGCUUCUUAGCCAUUGCUAGUUUUGUUGUAGCUUCCUUUGCAAGGAACCUGCCUGAUAGCUUUAAUGAGGCCAAAUUUAUUACAUUCAGCUUGUUGGUGUUCUGUAGUGUUUGGGUCUCCUUUGUACCCACUUACGUAAGCACCAAAGGGAAAUACAUGGUUGCUGUAGAAAUCUUUUGCAUCCUAGCCUCUGGGGCAGGAUUACUCUGUUGCAUCUUUUUUCCAAAGUGUUAUAUUAUAAUUGUGAAACCUGGACUUAAUUGCAAAGAUCAUUUGAUAAGAAAACUUAAUUAA
This is a messenger RNA of Python bivittatus (Burmese python), 2406 nucleotides long. RefSeq names its product vomeronasal type-2 receptor 26-like. Gene Ontology annotation, cellular component: plasma membrane. The record is from RefSeq and is a predicted model, not a curated record. Gene Ontology annotation, molecular function: G protein-coupled receptor activity. NCBI's taxonomy places the organism in Eukaryota, Metazoa, Chordata, Lepidosauria, Squamata, Pythonidae. Gene Ontology annotation, biological process: G protein-coupled receptor signaling pathway.